CAAGAAAUGCCAGACCUUAACUGUACCUACAAACCGCCGCCAGUGAAGUGUAAUGGAUUUGAUCCCAGGGCUUUCCGCUGGGCUCAAACGAUGAGGCUGGCAGUUGAGGAGAGAGCUGCUAUGGCUGUACUAAACGGGAUGAGUGAAGAUGACUCUCCCAUGUGUAGCGGUGCUUCUCCACUCCUUGCUGUAAUUGGCGAAUCUGGUUCUGCUCAGUCCAUUGUGGUGUCAAGAAUCCUCCAGCCAUUCCGAAUCCCAAUGAUCAGUUACUUUUCUUCGUGUGCAUGUUUCACUGACAGAACAAAAUACCCUACCUUUUUCAGGGUAAUCCCUAAUGAUGAUUAUCAGGUGAAAGCAAUUGCUCAGCUGCUGGUACGCUUUAACUGGACUUGGGUGGGGGUGGUGCGAGGAGAUCAUGAAUAUGGCCGUUUUGCUGUGCAAGGCUUAAUGAGAGAACUACAGGGUACCAGCGUGUGUGUGGCAUACCAAGAAAUGAUUCCUCUGCUCUACAAUCAACAGAGGGCACUGGAGAUCAUGCAGGUAAUACGUAGCUCUUUGGCAAGAGUGGUGGUGGUAUUUUCAGCUGAAGGGGAAAUGACGCCUUUCUUGAGAGACUACAUGAAGCAGAACAUCACUGGAAUCCAGUGGGUGGCUAGUGAGGCCUGGGUCACAGCAUCUGUCUUUACAGGGAAAGAGUAUUACCCCUAUCUGGGAGGUACAGUCGGGUUUGGCAUCAGAAAAGGUUAUAUCUCAAGACUCAGCAACUACUUGGAAACAGUAAACCCACAGAGGUAUCCCAAUAAUAUGCUGGUAAAGGAGCUGUGGGAGGCUCUGUAUGGCUGUAGUCCUUCACUGUCUUCUGCCUCCCAGUUGCCACCUUGCUCAGGGCAAGAGUCGCCACUGAAGCAGCAUUCAGCCUACUUGAAUACAUCAAGCCCUAGAGUGGCCUAUAAUGUAUAUAAGGCUGUAUAUGCAAUUGCUCAUUCCCUGCACAACCUUCUCAUGUGUCAACCAGGCAGUGGGCCUUUUAAGAACCAGUCAUGUGCACAAAGUGACAAUGUACUGCCUUGGCAGCUCCAGUACUACCUGCAGGAAGUGAAAUUUAUCAUUGCUGGGGAAGAGGUAAACUUUGACUUGAAGGGUGACUCUAUACCCUAUUAUGAUAUUAUCAACUGGCAGAGAGGCACAAGCGGGAACAUUGAAUUUGUCAACGUGGGGCUGUUUGAUGGAACCAAACCUGUUGGAGAGGAGCUGGUGAUCCAGGAGGACAUGAUAAUGUGGGCAGGGGAUCAGAAUGCAAUAGAAUGCACAUUUUGUCCUGAGGACUUCUGGUCAAACAAAGACAGAACAGCCUGUAUCUCCAAAAAAGUAGAGUUUUUGGCCUAUGAUUCCUUGGGUAUAGCCCUGACAGUCAUUUCUGUGGUGGGGGCUUGUCUCACUAUAGUUGUUUUAGCAGUGUUCUUUUACCACAGAAACACAGCCAUUGUCCGUAUCAAUAACUCAGAACUUAGUUUCUUUAUCUUAUUUGCUUUAACACUGUGUUUCCUUUGUUCUCUGGUUUUCAUUGGAGAGCCAACAUUUUGGUCCUGCAUGCUGCGUCACACUGCCUUUAGCAUUACAUUUUCACUUUGCAUCUCCUGCAUCCUGGGAAAGACACUGGUGGUACUAGCUGCUUUCACUGCCACCCGUCCAGGGGAAAACAUCAUGAAGUGGCUGGGACCCAAGCAGCAGAGGGCCAUUAUCUUCAGCUGCACUCUUGUUCAAGUAGUUAUCUGUGGUGCUUGGCUCAUUGAUGCACACCCUUAUCCUUCACGAAAUACUAAAUACGAACGCUCAAAGAUCAUAUUGGAGUGUAGUGUAGGAUCAACCCUUGCAUUCUGGUGUGUUUUAGGAUAUAUUGGUCUCCAAGCCUGUCUCUGCUUUGUACUGGCAUUUCUGGCACGUAAGUUGCCAGGCAACUUCAAUGAGGCCAAGUUUAUCACUUUUAGCAUGCUGAUCUUCUGUGCUGUGUGGCUGGCAUUUAUUCCUGCUUAUAUCAGCUCCCCUGGAAAUUAUGCAGAUGCAGUUGAAUCAUUUGCCAUUUUGGCUUCUAGCUUUGGUUUGCUGUUUUGUCUGUUUGCUCCAAAGUGUUACAUAAUUUUAUUAAAGCCAGAAAAAAAUACAAAACAGCACCUAAUGGGGAAAGAAAAGAAGUAA
Oreochromis aureus is the source of this 2196-nucleotide messenger RNA. RefSeq names its product extracellular calcium-sensing receptor-like. Gene Ontology annotation, molecular function: G protein-coupled receptor activity. NCBI's taxonomy places the organism in Eukaryota, Metazoa, Chordata, Actinopteri, Cichliformes, Cichlidae. The record is from RefSeq and is a predicted model, not a curated record. The transcript has 8 exons. The coding region runs from base 7 to 2196 and encodes 729 amino acids. Gene Ontology annotation, cellular component: membrane. Gene Ontology annotation, biological process: G protein-coupled receptor signaling pathway.